Molecule: messenger RNA, 1098 nt
Organism: Eucalyptus grandis
Lineage: Eukaryota; Viridiplantae; Streptophyta; Magnoliopsida; Myrtales; Myrtaceae
Product: TMV resistance protein N-like
Exons: 3
Coding region: 1-1098 (365 amino acids)
Biological process (GO): defense response
Molecular function (GO): ADP binding
Source: RefSeq, a predicted model, not a curated record
AUGGAAUUAUUGGAACUGGAAGCAAACGAUGUACGAAUUGUUGGAAUCCAUGGGAAAGAUGGUAUUGGAAAGACCACUAUUGCCAAGAUCAUCUAUGACAAAAUAUCCCAUCUCUUUGACGCUUGCAGUUUUCUUAUGGAGAUUAAAGAAACAAUGCAGCAACCUGGUGGUGUUCAGUAUCUUCAAACCAAGUUGAUCUUUGAUAUUUGGAAAAGAGAGUAUGAGGUUGCUUCUGCUUUCAAAGGAGUACGAUUUUUGAAAGAAAUAUUUAGGAGUAUGAAAGUUCUCAUUGUUUUUGAUGAUGUAGAAACAGGGACCCUCCUCAAGAAGUUUGUAGGAGCUAAGCUUGAUUGGUUUGGUUCUGGAAGUAGAAUAAUUGUCACCUCAAAAGAAAGCAGAGUUCUUCAAGGGUUUGUUGCUCAAGGGUUAGCUUGUACUUACGAUGUUAGUCCGAUGGAUGACAAUCUAGCAUUCGACUUUUUCUGGCAGUGUGCAGCAACCGGAAAGAGUUAUACACUACGUUCUUAUGUUAAAAGUGCAAUCGAUAUAGUGAAGGCUGCGAAGGGACUUCCACUACUUGUCGAAGUUUUUGGUUCUUUUUUGCAAUAUAAAGGACUGGAAGAAUGGAUUAAGUUCAAAGAUCUCAUACAACACUUUCAGGAAGAUUACCAGAAGAUUCUGAGCGUAAUUUAUGAAGCAUUAGAUCAAAAGCAAAAGCAGAUGUAUCUUGAUAUUGCAUGUUUCCCUCCGGAUGUGGAUUGUAGGAUUGCCUCACAUAUGUGGCAUCAUUAUGAUCGUCCUAGUGAUGAAAUCAAGGUUCUUCGUCGUAUGUUCCUAAUAAAAACGGAAGAAAAUAAAAUGGGCAUGCAUAUCAUGCUGAGGUGCCUUGCCAGGGAGAUUAUUCGCGAAGGUUUCCAUAAUCCAGGAACAGGUGUUGGAUUGUACGGUCCUGCCUUAGCCCAGGGCACGGACAAGGGGAAAAAGGAAACAGACCACCUUAACACUGAAGAGGCAGGCUUUGAGUUCUUGCCAAACACGACGUUUCUCUGCUUGGGUCGCGCCAAUGGUGCCCUCAAGACGCGAUCAGCAUUCAUUUAG